Messenger RNA from Drosophila serrata, 6517 nucleotides. Its product is annotated as HEAT repeat containing 1 homolog l(2)k09022. Lineage: Eukaryota; Metazoa; Arthropoda; Insecta; Diptera; Drosophilidae. Gene Ontology annotation, biological process: maturation of SSU-rRNA from tricistronic rRNA transcript (SSU-rRNA, 5.8S rRNA, LSU-rRNA); positive regulation of transcription by RNA polymerase I. Gene Ontology annotation, molecular function: snoRNA binding. Gene Ontology annotation, cellular component: t-UTP complex; 90S preribosome; small-subunit processome. The record is from RefSeq and is a predicted model, not a curated record.
UCCUAGAUGAGGUCACACUAAAACAAAACACGUGUGGAGUGCGGUCCAGGUUUAUUAUUAUUCUCGUGCCGAUUUUGAAGCUCAUAUAAAUCACAAAGAAAAGGCGAAAAGUCGAAGCCAAGAUGACCACCUCGUUGGCCCAGCAGCUGCAGAAAUUGGCGGCGCCGCAGACGUCAGUGACUCUUGCGGACGCUCGCAGCCGGGCCUCCAUUCUUUUCGAUCCCAAAGAGGCGGCCACCAAGGAUAGGCGGGAGAUCUACCAAAUCGGAUUGACCGGGCUGCAGGAGCUGACAGACUUCAAUCCGGCCUUCAAGGAGUUCCAACUGACACUGUUCGACGAAGCCACCCUGACACUGGAGCGCUCCGUGGAGCUGCCGGAAGUGAACAAGCUGCUGGACGCAGCCAUUGCUAAGUUCCUGCGUUUGCUGUCUCCCUACCUGUUGCUGCGCCCCGCCCACAUGGCCUUCGAGUGGCUGCUGCGUCGCUUCCAGGUCCACGAGUACAACCGCGACCAGGUGAUGGCUCUGAUACUCCCCUACCACGAGACCAACACCUUUGUUCAGAUCCUGCAAACCAUGAGGCUACGCUCCUCGGAUGCCGAUUGGUUCUGGCUGCGGCCUCUGCAGCGCCCAGGAGUGUCUUUGGCCAAGACCGCCAUUGUCAAUCGGGCUGCCAGCAACCCGGCCUUUCUGCGCUUCAUCUGUCAGGGCACCCAAAAGGCCGUUAAAGAGCUGGGCCCCCGUGCCCACCAGCUGCAGGCUCAAAUUAACUUCUACGCCACCGUAGUGGUCGGGGCCCUACAGACUGCCAAUCCGCUGCAGGACUGGCACAUCACCACCAUUCUGGAGUCACUGCUGAGGGGCCUGGCAUCCGAUACUAUUGAUUUUAUGGCCGCUGCGUAUGUCAUCGUCGCUCAGCUCGUCUCGCGCACCAAGCUGCAGAGUAAAGUGUGUAACGCUCUGCUGGAGCGAGUAGCCAACUGUCCAUUUGAACGCCUGCACACCGAGUCCCUGCUCCUGCUCAUAUGCAUCUACGGCAAACAAAAGGCUGCCGUGCCUCACUUCAAGCCGGAAACCGUGCUCAAUCUGGUUGGCCAAAAGUGGCUCAUCUCGGCACUGGUCUCUCUGGCCAACGCCAAUGUCGCCAUUCAGUCCAUUUGCAUGCCCUUAGUUACGUGCGCCGUGGCCGCCAUUCGAGAGGAUGUCGCCGUCUCCAGCUCUUACAAACAAUUCUUGGACAAUCUUCUGUCCGAAGUGCCUAUGACUACGCCGUGCGCUCAGAAACUGAUUGACUGCUUUUUGGAUACUUUUGUGGAGACAAAGCCUGAGGCCGUCGAGCCCAUGGACACCGAUGAAGACACUAUUGUCAUUGAUUCAGACGAUGAUGAGGCAGCAACGGAGAAGACCAGCUUUGAAACCUGGUAUGCCGGCUAUCUGGGAAAGUUGGAGAAACGCUAUCCAGAGGCCUUUGACCUGAGUGUUAAGGAAGCCCUAAGGGCCAAGUCGACCACUACCAAUCGCCAGAAGGCCUUGAAGUUGGCCUUGGGUUUCCGCCUCAACACUUCGGAUGACAAGGCGAAGCGGGCCUAUGAGAAGCUCUACCACUAUAGCGCCGACUGGCGUCUGAGUGCGGUUCAGCAGCUGCUGCACAACCUUAAAAUCAGUAAAAAGCGAGAGCGCAGUGUAAAGCUGCUUAAGGAAUGCCUGCCGGACAGAAUCAACGAUGACAGUGGAGCUGUGGUCUCCGCCAUACUUUCAUUGACCACGGCUGAGCUGGCCGAAAUGUUGGGUCAGCAAAGCCUAACCCAGACCCUUUGCCACCUGGUGCACCGAGCCCAAUCAGAAAAGGAUGAAGAAUGGCAGCCUGUGUUGGUGCCGGCGGUGCGUCAUUUGACCACCGCCACUGGGAGUGGCAACUACGAUGAAAAUAUGGUACUGCUGGCCCUGAUGCCGCUGCUCUUCCCUGGCGGUGCUUUGACAGAACACGAGCACGCUGCUCUGGUAAUUUUGAUGGGCAGUGAAUUUGCCGGAAGAGUUCCGUUCCUAAAAGAACUAAAGGUGAGCAGCGAAUUCAAGGAUUUCAGGCCUAGCGAGCAUCGGCAGCACUUUUUGGACGUGAUAGCUGGCAGCAGCCAUGAGCUGAUCAGCCAGGAAAGAGCUCUGUUGCAAAGCGUUGAGGAGCACGGAGGUAAGAAUUACCUGGAGAAGCCAGCCCAGCUAACACACCUGCUCCUCCUGUUGACCGCUUACGCCAAACGGAAACUACAACCAUCGGAGAGCUUGCACGUUCUGGAUAAGAUCGAGCUGUACAGUCGCCGUAUCCAGUUCCGUGCUGCCAAGGCUAAUCGUAACUCCCAAGACUUUGUUCCUCUCCAAUUAUACGUUGAUUUUCUGCUGACCUUGGUCAAGAACACGAAAUGGACAUCACUGAAAUCGACGCCCUGGAAUCAGCUUAACGAUGAGUUACGCCUGUGUCUCCGCCUGCUGGAGAUAAUAUGUGGCCAAGUGUUCUCGGACCGUGUGGAUCCCCUAGAGCGUCAGGAGUGGACGCGUGCACUACAACAAAGCUUUCAGAUGAUGUUACCCGAGGCGCAGGACAGGCUGGAACUGCUCUCCAACUUUUAUGUGUUCGAACGCUUGCCGGAACUAUGGCCUAGAGACUCGGACUAUGCCGUGUUCCGCUUACAGGGUUUCCUGCUCCUUGAGGCGGUGCUGUCCAACCCGAAGUCUCAGCUUGAUUGCACCCUAGUGCAUGUGCUACGAGUGGCGAACGCCUGCAGCUCCCAACUACAGACACUGCGGGUGCAGGCCAUCAACACUCUUCAGCUAAUCGGCAGUCGCUGCAAGCUGGUUACCCAUGUGGAGCAGCUGGUGCGAUCGUUGUUGCAGAGAAAGAGCGAGUUGAGCAUGGACCACGAGCAGUAUGCACUAAUUCUGUUCACCAUCAUGGAGCCGGAGAGGGCCACGGCCAAGGAGCAGCUUGUGCUGUCCAAGCUGAGGAGAGCGGUUCUGGCCUUGGCUUGCGAUCCCCAGCAGCCUGCCAUCUGUACGGCGGCUCUGUUGACGGCUCUUAAGCAUGUUAACGACAAGCAUUUCCUCGGAGAACUGCUGCCCCUGGGACUCGACGCUCUAAAGAAGAUAACCGACGGUGACGGUGAUGGCAGUCGGCACCUGAAGCAGCUACCGUGGCCCCACAGCGAGAUCUACAAGUCGGUGAUGGAGAGGUUUGAAGGGCAAACAGCAGUACAUGUCUUGCUCCAAAAGCCCCAGGCUUGGGAGCUUUUCGAGGCGACAUUCGCCCGCCAGGAUGUCUAUAUCCAGGUUGAACAGAAACUCCAGCCCUUGCCCUGCGUCCUGCUCAACAGCCUUUCGCCGGAGACUUUCGAGCGUCUGCAGGCGGCGCAGAAGGUGGCCCUGAUCAAGCUCAUAGUGGAGGCGGCGACCCGUUCAGACAACGAUACCAUAUUCCUGGCCAGCCAUCGACUGCUGAAGCGCUGCAGCUUGGAAUGCCAACCCCUGGCACCAAUGCUGGCGAAGAUGAUGACCUUCAAGCGGAAGUCGUUGCCGGAGAGCCCGAAUGUAGGCGCCAAGCGACGCAACGCAGCGACUGGCACUCAACAACUGGAUCUAACCAGUGAAUCCUGGAAGCAGGGAAUGACUCUUCUAGAGCUGCUGGAGCACAAGAAACUUCUGAUUGGAUCGGAGCUGCUGAUUUCCCCGCUCUUCGAACUCCUUAAGGAGUGCCUUGCGAUGGAAGAGCACAGUGCCGCCGAGUACCCCAAGCAACUCAUCCUCGCCAGCCUCUUGCACUGCUGUCAAACAGCCCAGUUGGCUGGAGUGCAGUUGACUAAGGCCCUGCCGGAGUCCUGUUUCCGCAUCGAGUUGGUAGUUCAAUGCCUACGGCAUACGCGGAACCCCCAGACCCAGCAGCACGCCCUGCUCUUCCUUGCCCAGUGCGCCUCCAUGUACCCGCAACAGGUGCUGCACAACAUCGUCGAGAUCUUCACAUUCGUCGGCUCCACUGUGGCACAACACGAUGACGCCUUUAGCGUUCACAUCAUCCACAAAGUGGUGGAGUCAAUCAUACCUAUCCUGUUGCUGAAAACGGGCCAGAACGAGCUGGUCAUUCCCGUGCUCAAGGUCUUCGCUGAUAUCUGCACAGAUGUUCCACGGCAUCGUCGGCUUCCGCUUUAUGACACACUGUUCCAGGUCCUGGAGCCCAAGAAGCACCUCUGGCAAUUCCUGUGCAUCGUGGUCGACAACCAUGUGCUGCUGGAUCCGAAGAGCGCAACGGACCAAUCCCGGCUAGAGUUUGGCCGUGAGCUGGUGCUGAUGUUCGAGGAUCCGGCGGUGGGCCUGGAAACAUGCAUCCGGCUGCUGGAUUACUUAACCAAGCUGCCGGCAAACAACAACAACAGCCAAUCGUCGCCAUCAACGGGAUCCACCUCCUUAAUUAUAUCCACGGAACAACAGCUCUUCGAUGUGCGUUCCCGGUCCUUCAAGCAACUGCGCCACUACAAGUACCUCAUCAUGGUCUUUCUUUCCGGAAUCAGUAGUUGCAACGAGUGGCAGCAGAAGAUGAAGCGGCCCGAUCCCACAGAGCUGCUGACAUACUACCAGGAAUUCAUCCUCAAGACCCUAGCCAACAUUAGUGUGAUAAACGCAGCCUUGGAAGCUGUUUCGGGUACGCCCUCAUUAGAAAAGUACUGGAGUGUGAUGGCGAACCAUACCCAUGAUGUGCUGGAUAACGCCAUUGGACUGCUGGCGCCGGAACAUUUCCUCAACGUGAUCACUGAGCUAUUGCAGCACGACCUUAUCCAUGUCCGCACCAAGGUGCUGGAACUGCUGGUGGCCAAGCUGGAUCAUCCCACCACCGACUACUUCCAGUACACGCCCGCCGAACACAUUUCAGUCCUCUUGCCUCCGCUGCAGGCGAUCAUAGACGGCAUUCUAGAGGGAGGUGCCGGCAGCGCUCAGCUCGCACAACUGCAGCAGACGGCCCUGCAUGCCAUGCAACUGCUGGCACAACGCCACGGCCGAGACUUUAUUGAGGAGUGUCGAUCGCUUCUGGCCACUCUCACAAGGAUUACCAAACGCCGUGCGAAUGUUCCUAAGGCGGUAGUGGGCAAUGUUGUGCUCACCCUCGUUGAGAUUUGUGCUAGCCUUAAGGCACAUGCGCUGGCCCAGCUUCCGAAGUUCGCGCCCCAGCUGACGGAGAUGCUCAAGGAACAAGUCCACCAAAUGACGACUCUGAAGCAAGGUCCCGAUUAUGUCUGUUCCACCCUUGUCACCGCCUUGCACAAGCUAUUCAAGGCUCUGCCUGCGUUUCUGGGUCCCUACUUGGUGGACAUUAUCGCUGCCCUGGUACGUCUAUCCGUCCAGCUGGAAAGCCCCUUGCUGCUGCAGGACAAACGCACGCAGGCGAUGAAGCUACGCCUGGUUGACGUCUGGGCGGCUGUUGCGCAGGGCGUGCAGGUGCGCAUUCUAGUGCCUAGUUUCACCAAGACUUACAGCUGCCUGCUGGAGCAGCAGGCCUAUGACGAGCUGGGUCAGCUGAUGCAGCAGCUCCUUCUGCAGGCCAUCAGGCACAAUACGGCUGCACAACUGCAGCCAGUGCAGGAGGCGCUCAGUGAACUGUUCUUGCAGGCUCUCGCAUUCCGACUGCAGGUGCGUGGCCGCGGCCUAGAUAGGCAGCAGGUUUCCGAUGUGGAAGCCGCCAUUACGGAAACCUUUGUGACGUGGAUCCUUAAGUUAUCGGAGACCAGCUUCCGACCCAUGUAUGCCCGUGUGCACAGGUGGGCGAUGGAGAGCAGCGCUAAGGAAACGCGCCUCACCUACUUCCUGCUGACCAACCGCAUAGCCGAGGCUCUGAAAUCACUGUUUGUCCUCUUUGCCAGCGAGUUUGUUGACGACUCCUCGCGGUUGCUGGCCGAGCACAAUUCGAUAAGUCCCGAUUUCAAAGCUGGAGACUCAGAGGACGAUGUGGAGCUAUUAAUGGCCAUUUUGAGCACCCUUCAUCAUGUUUUCUUGCACUGCAGCGAGGACUUUAUUAACGAGCAUAGAUUUAAUGCGCUGAUGACGCCGCUGGUAGAUCAGCUGGAGAACGAACUGGUGCUGAACCAUGAGCCUCUCCACCAGGUGCUCAGCAGCAGCAUUGCCCAGCUGGCGGUGGCCAGCAACGAUGUUAUGUGGAAGCAGCUCAAUAGCCAGGUCUUACUGAAAACACGCACUCCCACACCCGAGGUGCGUAUUCUGGCCUUCAACACCUGCGUGGCCAUCGCCCGCAAGUUGGGCGAAAGUUAUGCCACUUUGCUCCCGGAAACUGUGCCUUUCAUCGCCGAACUGCUGGAGGAUGAGCACCAGCGCGUCGAAAAGAACACACGUUCGGCAGUGCAAGAGCUGGAGACCAUUCUGGGUGAACCUGUGCAAAAAUAUUUGUAAUAACCGCAAACUGAGAAGUUUGUUUUUCAAACUGUAUAAAGUUAAAGAAUUCAAUAUAUUUUUAUUUUGGACAUCAA